Messenger RNA from Mangifera indica (mango), 2024 nucleotides. Its product is annotated as probable WRKY transcription factor 26. The record is from RefSeq and is a predicted model, not a curated record. NCBI's taxonomy places the organism in Eukaryota, Viridiplantae, Streptophyta, Magnoliopsida, Sapindales, Anacardiaceae. Bases 77 to 1717 code for a protein of 546 amino acids. Gene Ontology annotation, biological process: regulation of DNA-templated transcription. Gene Ontology annotation, molecular function: sequence-specific DNA binding; DNA-binding transcription factor activity. The transcript is spliced from 5 exons.
GUAACCAUCUUCUUCAUUUUAAUUUGAACGCAACCCAAAACUCAACUCAGCGCCUUCAGAGAAAAAAACUCCUUUCAUGGCGUCUGCUUCUGGAAGCUUAGAUACUAUUGCCAAUUCUUCCAACUUCACUCUCUCCGAACAUCCCUUCAUGUCCACCACUUAUUUCACUGAUCUUCUCGCCUCUCCAAAAUCUCCCGAUCAUGAUAACUAUGAUGAACUUAGUUGCACUGGUGGCUUAUCGGAUAGAAAUGGCUCUGGUGUCCCUAAAUUCAAGUCUAUUCAGCCACCUUCUCUCCCAAUCUCCCCACCUUCCAUUUUUUCUCCCUCUUCUUUCUUCUCCAUUCCUGCCGGCGUCAGCCUUGCUGAGCUCUUGGACUCCCCCGUCUUGUCAAACACAGCUAACGUUUUGCCAUCUCCAACAACAGGAUCAUUUCCAUCUCAAGCCUUCAAUUGGAAGACAAAUUCUGGAAACAAUCAGCAAGGUGUCAAACAGGAAGACAAAAACUUCCCUGAUUUCUCUUUCCAGACCCAAUCAUUCAAACCCAACUCAACCAUGUUUCAAUCUUCUGCCAUCACUGUUACAACUGCACCACCACCAAAACAACAACGGAGCUACCAUGACCCUGAGAUUGGAUCUCUUCAAACCAACAGCAAUCAAAGCAACAAUGGGUUCCAAUCAGAAUACGGAAACUAUCGUCAGCAGAGGGAGAGUAGAAAAUCUGAUGAUGGAUACAAUUGGAGGAAAUAUGGGCAAAAACAAGUGAAGGGAAGUGAAAAUCCAAGAAGUUAUUACAAGUGCACUUAUCCCAAUUGUCCCACAAAGAAGAAGGUUGAAAGAUCUUUAGAUGGACAAAUAAUUGAGACUGUUUAUAGGGGUGGUCACAAUCAUCCGAAGCCUCAAUCCACAAGGCGAUCAUCAUCUUCAUCGUUUAGUUCUAACGCAGUUCAACCUCCUGGUGAUGCCCCGGAUCCGUCAUUUGCCACACAUGGCAGUGGAAAAAUGGACUCUUCUGCAACCCCGGAGAAUUCUUCGAUAACUGUCGGCGAUGAAGAUUUUGAUCGAGGGUCGCAGAAGAGUAAACCAGAAGGAGAUGAGUUUGAGGAAUAUGAACUUGAGGCCAAAAGAUGCAAAACUGAGAUUGAAAAUGAAGGCAUUUCAGCUCCUGGAAGUAGAACGGUGAGAGAGCCUAGAUGUGUGGUCCAAACAACGAGUGACAUUGAUAUUCUUGACGAUGGAUAUAGAUGGAGGAAAUAUGGACAGAAAGUUGUUAAAGGAAAUCCAAAUCCAAGGAACUACUACAAAUGUACACAUCCAGGAUGUCCAGUGAGAAAGCAUGUUGAGAGAGCAUCUCAUGAUCUUAGAGCAGUGAUCACAGCCUAUGUAGGGAAGCACAACCACGAUGUUCCAGCCGCUCGCAGCAGCAGCAGGCGGCCGUCAUUGCCCGACAACGGUAACAAAAUUGCGGCCAUGCCGAUAAGGGUUCAAGCUGCGAACCAUCAUUCUAAUAACUCCAUCAACAACCCCCUUAGCAAUUUAAGGCAACCAUCAUCGGAAGUCCAACCACACUUCACCCUUGAAAUGUUGCAAGCUCCCGGAGGUUUUGGAUUUUCGAGGUUCGGAAAUUCCGUAAAUGAGACACAAGCGUCAGACAAUUUGAUGUCGAGGGCCAAGGAUGAACCAGGGGAUGACAUCUUCUUUGAGUCAUUGCUAUACUGAAUUAGUGGUUACUUAAGAAUCAGAAAAAUUAAAGGCUCAGGUUCAUUUGUUGAUUAAUUUAUGUUCAGAUUGUUUGUUGUAUAUUUUAAUUUCAUUUGGAUAUGUAUAUUCACAUAAGUGUAGGGGAUAUAAGUCUCUAGAACUUAUUUUGAGUGUUUUGUGGCCUCUCUUUGACAUAUAACAAGAGAAGCCUCAAUUCACUUCUUGUAUGAAAUAUGUUGGUGAAUCAUCUUUGUCAAAAAAUAUUUUCUGGGAAAUAAAAAACAAAAAUCGUAUUUAUAAUAAAACUAUGUAUAUAUAUUUUGAA